AUGGGUUUCAUUCAUCUCCUCUGCCUCGUUGUUUGGUUUUCCAGUGUCCAUCCCAAGUUCUCUCUUCCCGAUGGCCUGUCAUCUCCGACUCAAUUGGAGAGGACCUACAUUGUCCAGGUCAGUCCCCCCGACGGCCACCACCCUUCUGAGUUGGGAGAUGUCGAGUCCUGGUACCGCUCGUUUUUGCCCACGGACUCUAUGGCCUCAAAGAACCAGCAGCGCGUGCUUCAUUCUUAUCGGAAUGUGAUGACUGGUUUCGCCGUAAGGCUGACUCCGGAUGAAGUCACUGCGAUGCGGCAAAAGCCCGGAUUCGUGGCAGCUCGCCCAGAGCAAGUAUAUCCCCUGCAAACGACACACAGCCCCCAGUUCUUGGGCUUACCGCUGCUUCAGGGAUCUUUCAAUGGCUCAACAAUGGGGAAGGGAAUUAUCAUUGGCGUGAUGGAUACGGGAGUGACACCUGAUCACCCUUCAUUCAGCGGAGCCGGAAUGCCGCCUCCACCGGCCAAAUGGAAGGGGAGGUGCGAUUUCAUGCCAUGGCAAUGUAACAACAAAUUAAUCGGUGCCAGGACCUUCAACAGUGCGGCCAAGAAAAAUGUGACCACGCCACCAACGGACAAUAUGGGGCACGGCACUCACACGGCCAGUACGGCAGCUGGUGCUUCUGUGCCCCAUGCCAAUAUGCUUGGGAUGGCUGAAGGCACGGCUGUUGGCGUGGCUCCAUAUGCUCAUCUGGCAAUAUACCAUGUUUGUUCCACAUUGUCUUGUUUUGAGGGUGACUUACUCGCCGGAUUUGAUGCUGCCCUUGUAGACGGUGUCGACGUGCUCUCACUCUCGCUCGCUGGUCUCUCCCUUCCAUUCCAUAUGGAUGGCAUGGCUAUAGCCACUUUUGCAGCCAUUCAGAGGGGCAUCUUCGUCAGCUCUGCGGCUGGAAACUCUGGUCCUUCCUCAGGCACAGUAUCCAACAUGGCUCCGUGGGUGCUCACCGUAGGGGCAAGCAGCAUCGAUAGGAACUUCCUCUCCAACGUGAAACUCGGCAACGGAGUGGAGUACGAAGGUGAGACGGUAUAUCAACCCUCCUUUCCUUCAACUUUAUUGCCACUGGUGUAUCCUGGGAUUGACGAUACACGAGGAUCGAAACUUUGUGAAGAGGGAGCGUUGAGAACCAGCGAAGUGAAAGGAAAGGUUGUCGUGUGUGAAUUUGGGGGAUGGAACCCAGACAUAGAGGUGAAAAGAGCUGGGGGAGCCGCUAUGAUUUCAAUUAACUCAGGAUUGGAUGGAUUCACUAAUUUGGCCAAUGCUUAUGUCCUUCCCACCUCUCAAGUCAGCUACUUCACAGGUGAGGACAUCAAGGACUACAUUAAUUCGACCAGAGCUCCUACUGCCACGAUCGUGUUCAAAGGUACCACAUAUGGAAACCCGACUGCUCCGGUGGUUGCUGCCUUCUCUUCAAGAGGCCCGAGCUCGAUUAGCCCCGGAAUUCUGAAGCCGGACAUUGUUGGUCCUGGUUUGAACAUAUUGGCAGCAUGGCCGUUUCCCGUCAGAAAUGAUGCGAAAGCCAAGCAUUACUUCCACAUCCGUUCUGGCACUUCCAUGUCUUGCCCUCACCUCAGUGGCAUUGCAGCUUUGAUAAAGGCCGUUCAUCCAGGCUGGUCUCCGGCGGCUAUUAAAUCCGCUAUCAUGACUUCGGCUAAGAAGCUAAACAUUGAGCAAAACCCGAUCCUGGAUGAAAGACUUGAACCUGCGGAUGUCUUUGCCGUCGGAGCAGGCCAUGUCGAUCCGGUAAAGGCCAUUGACCCUGGAUUGGUUUACGACAUUCAACCCAAAGGUUACAUUCCUUAUCUCUGUGGGCUGGGAUACACGGACAAGCAGGUAGCUGCAAUUGCUCAGAAACCAGUCAAAUGCUCAUCUAGCAUUCCCGAGGGAGAGCUGAACUACCCUUCAUUUUCAGUUGCCCUCGGACCUCCGCAGACAUUUACGAGGAAGGUGACUAAUGUUGGCACGGGAAAUUCGUCUUAUGCUGUCGUGGUUGUUCCCCCACAAGGCGUGCAUAUCAGUGUGAAGCCGGCUAUACUAAGCUUCUCAAAGUUGAACCAGAAAGCAACGUAUUCUGUCACAUUCAGGCGCGAAAGUUGCGCGGGCAUGACCGGUAAUUACUCCCAAGGAUAUUUGAGGUGGGAUUCCAAGAAGUACUCUGUUAGGAGUCCCAUUUCAGUAAUGUUCGACUAAGAAUUUCUAAGAGCAGAAUAAAGAUAUAGAAUUGGAUUGUAAUUUCGUAUUACCACGAUUCUGUGAUUAAAGAAAGCAUAAUCGAUAUGCUCUGAUUUCCCUACAUCUCCGCAAAAAUUGAUGAAGUUCUUUUUUGCAAGAUUACUACUGCUUAUUAGCA
Molecule: messenger RNA, 2386 nt
Organism: Rhodamnia argentea
Lineage: Eukaryota; Viridiplantae; Streptophyta; Magnoliopsida; Myrtales; Myrtaceae
Product: subtilisin-like protease 4
Exons: 1
Coding region: 1-2226 (741 amino acids)
Biological process (GO): proteolysis
Molecular function (GO): serine-type endopeptidase activity
Source: RefSeq, a predicted model, not a curated record